CGCUUUUGUUAGCAAUUGAUAACGUAAUGCCGUUAUAUGUCAACAGUGGAACAUAGUGAAAACGAAACACUGUUGGAGCUGCUGAUUAAGCUUUUGUUUACCUAUUAUAAAAGUUAUAUAUAAAAAUGAUUUUAUGUGGGAAUUUAAGUCAUUUACGCUGAUACUGCAGGCGUUGGAUAUGUACAACAAGUCUUAUCCAGAUUCAGAGAGGUUAAUUGAAGAGGCAUCAUAUUCAGGUGUAAUACUACCAUCGCCCGAAUGGAAGACUCUGGAUCACAUCGGUACCAAUGCCCGUAUUACAUAUCGGGUCAGAGUUCAAUGCGCCGUUACUUAUUACAACACAACAUGCACAACGUUCUGCCGAGCGCGCGAUGACCAAUUCGGCCAUUACACUUGCGGUUCGGAGGGUCAGAAGCUCUGUCUGCAAGGCUGGCAGGGUGUUAACUGUGAAGAGGCAAUUUGCAAACCAGGCUGUGACCCGACACAUGGGAAAUGCGAUCGACCUGGUGAAUGCGAAUGUCGGCCAGGUUGGCGUGGCCCACUGUGCAACGAAUGCAACGUAUAUCCUGGCUGCAAGCAUGGAUCGUGCAAUGGCGUUGCCUGGAAAUGUGUCUGUGACACAAACUGGGGAGGCAUAUUAUGUGAUCAAGAUUUAAAUUACUGUGGCACUCAUGAACCCUGCAUGCAUGGCGGUACCUGUGAGAACACUGCACCUGAUCAAUAUCGUUGCACUUGCGCAGAGGGGCUCUCGGGCGAACGUUGCCAAAUUGUGGAGCAUCCAUGCGCAACGCAACCAUGCAAAAAUGGUGGCACUUGCACAUUAAAAGAAUCGGCGAUGCUGAACAUAACUGCACUGCCGACAUAUCGUUCCAUGCGUGGUAUGAGUUCCGCCAUGGGUAAACCGGUUAGCCGCCGCAGCUCACUAUUGGGUCUAGCAGGACUUGCUGCAACUAACACGGCCACGACAAAAACACUAACUCUGAGUAACGAGCUGCAGCCUCGAAACGGCACGAGCGCUACUCUGAAUGCUGCACUUGCUGCAGUGAAAUUGAUACCAAACGUUGCAGGCAGCAAUCCGUCCUCCGCAUCAGCCUUAAUGCAGUUGCAGCAGCAAAUGCAUCACCAUCACCACGCCGACUACACUUGCGCCUGCGCGCCCGGUUGGACUGGUCCGUCAUGUGAAAUAAAUAUCGACGAAUGUGCUGGCGGUCCCUGCGAACAUGGUGGCACUUGCAUUGAUCUAAUCGGUGGUUUCCGCUGCGAAUGUCCUCCAGAGUGGACCGGUGAUGUGUGUCAAAUGGAUGUAAAUGAAUGCGAGACUGCGUACGCUAUUCCCACCGUACAAACCACAACAACAUCGUCUUUGGCUUUCAUAGCUGCCUUAACUGCUGCAUCAUCAUUAUCCACAAAAACAUCUACUUCAGUUUCUUCGUCAUUGUCAUCAUCAGCAUCAGCAUCGGCAUCAAAGUCGACAAUUGCAACUGGAUUAGCAGCAGCAGUCGCAGCUACAGCAACUACACUGGGUCCCUGCAUUAAUGCACGCAAAUGCAUAAAUCUACCUGGUUCGUUCUCAUGCGUUUGCUUAGAGGGCUGGGGUGGUCCAACAUGCGCUAAGAAUUUGGAUGAUUGCGUGGGACAGUGUAAGAAUGGUGCUACUUGCAUUGAUUUAGUGAACGAUUAUCAUUGCGCAUGCACAAAUGGUUAUACCGGUCGCGAUUGUGAAACUGACAUCGAUGAGUGUGCGAAUUCACCUUGUCGUAACGGCGGAGAGUGCGUAGAUUUAAUUGGCAAAUUCAAGUGCAUUUGUCCGUUGGGCUAUCUGGGUUCCUUAUGUGAGGAAGCCAAAGAUCACUGCACUCCAUCUCCAUGCUUACAAGGCCGCUGCUUGAACACGCCGGGCAGUUAUUACUGUCAUUGUCCUUCAGAUCGCGCCGGUAAACACUGUGAACAGAUAAGACCACUUUGUUCACAGCCUCCUUGCAACGAAGGUUGCUUUGCUAAUUCCACCACAAAUACUUUGCCCUGCAGUGGGCAUGGAAACUGCGAAAUACGUGAGGUGGGCACAUUUUGUAAAUGCCAUGUGGGCCACACAGGCACUUUUUGUGAACACAAUUUAAACGAAUGUUCACCAAAUCCGUGUCGAAAUGGUGGAAUUUGUCUUGAUGGCGAUGGUGAUUUUACAUGUGAAUGCCCAACGGGUUGGACAGGUAAGCGCUAA
Molecule: messenger RNA, 2218 nt
Organism: Teleopsis dalmanni
Lineage: Eukaryota; Metazoa; Arthropoda; Insecta; Diptera; Diopsidae
Product: protein serrate-like
Exons: 11
Coding region: 134-2218 (694 amino acids)
Biological process (GO): axon guidance; cell communication; Notch signaling pathway
Cellular component (GO): cell surface; signaling receptor complex; plasma membrane
Molecular function (GO): calcium ion binding
Source: RefSeq, a predicted model, not a curated record